CCUGGUCGGGAGCCGACCUGUGCCAGCACCGGCUGGAGGCUGGACAGAGCCUAUGGCACCUGUUUCUGUGACGAAGCCUGCAAGCUCACUGGGGACUGCUGCUACGAUUACCCGCAGGCAUGCCCAGCUCUUCCGUGCAUUGUCGGAGAGUGGAGUCACUGGAGUGGCUGUGCGGAGCAGUGUAAGCCUAAUUUGCGAAUGCGUAGGCGCUAUGUGAAGCAGGAACCUAAAAAUGGUGGGGAACCUUGCCCCCCACUUGAAGAAAAGUCUGGCUGCCUGGAAUACCUGACUUACCAGGGUCAGCACUGUGGACAUGAACACGUUCCUGCUUUCAUAACUACUUCUCAAUACAGUAAGGAAAGAAAAAGGCGAGCUGUCUCUCCAUUAUGGUCUUCUGAUACAGAGGAAACUGGAUAUUGUGUGGAAUUUAAAACUGAAUCACUCUCUCACCAUUGCACCAUGGAGAAUCGGCCAUACGCCCGCUGGAUGCAAUAUAUACGAGAGGGAUAUACUGUGUGUGUAGCUUGCCAGCCUCCAGCUAUGAAUACUGGCAACCAUCGUUGUUCUGGAGAUGGCCUGGGUGCUGAUGGAAAUAAAGUUCUCCGAUGGCAAGCUGUUGGUAAUCAUCGGUGCCAAGGAACAUGGAAGAAAGUUCGGCAAGUGGAACAAUGUUCCUGUCCUGUUGUGCAUAGUUUUAUUUUUACAUAAAAGUUGGAAAGAGGAUUUUGAAGAACCUCUAUGAACAUCUUUAAAAUCCAUUUAACCCUCUGUGAAGCCACAAGAAUGAUAUUUUUCUGCUGUGCUUGCUUUCUGAUUCUUAAUCAAAUUUAAAAAAAAAAAAAGACUUUGGGAAUUCUUCUGAUUGUCUGCCUUUUACAGAUAAGAAGAUGGAUCUUUCUACUGCUGAAUACACUAUGCACUACAUUCCCCCCCUUUUUAAAUUAAAAUGAUUGAAUGUCUCGAACAUGAGUAGUUUCAGUUAACUCUUCAUUGAUAACAAGGCACUCUUCACUAUCAGAGGAACAGAUCUGCCCCAUGGGAUAUAGGAACUGCAUCUCAGUUCAAAUGCUGUGUCUCUCAUCAGACAAGUCAAGGCAGCUAUAUUGUACUGAACAUAAACAUUUAAUGAAGGUGGAUUAGUACUGUAUGUAUUCCUUGUCCAAUGCAGGCAACCACCUUCAUAUAAAAAAAUUAAAGCUACUCAACUAGUUUACUUCCUUUUUUGCAUGGAAAGCCUCACUGACUUAAUACUGCUUACUUAAUACUGCUUACAAAAGGGAUUUCUUGACAUAUGAGGCUAACAAAGCAAUCGUAACCAAAUUACAGAAAAUUCUUAAUGAUAGACCGACUUGAAAAGGAGUAUUCUUUCAUAGAAACCAGUGUAAAUUUAGAUUUAUUGUUCUAUUGUCUCUGCUAUAGUGAUAUCACAGAUGAUUGACCCAUCUCAAAGAAAAAAAUGCUCAUUUUCAUUAAAAUUUUAUCUGGAUAACAGCAGUGAAGUGACAAAAUGUACUUGAACUACUAUUCACUGGCUAAAAGUUUUGAAUAGGAUUUUUAAAAGCACUAAGUAUUGGUCUAGAUCUGGUCCUACUAUAGAACUGACACAUUCCCACUGUAAGGGUAUGUCUACACUUGCACCCUCUUUCGAUAGAGGGAUGCAAAUGAAGA
This is a messenger RNA of Pelodiscus sinensis (Chinese soft-shelled turtle), 1668 nucleotides long. It is a transcript of the gene SBSPON, whose product is annotated as somatomedin B and thrombospondin type 1 domain containing. The record is from RefSeq and is a predicted model, not a curated record. NCBI's taxonomy places the organism in Eukaryota, Metazoa, Chordata, Testudines, Trionychidae.